Maniola jurtina (meadow brown) is the source of this 8417-nucleotide messenger RNA. It is a transcript of the gene chp, whose product is annotated as chaoptin. Bases 475 to 4545 code for a protein of 1356 amino acids. Lineage: Eukaryota; Metazoa; Arthropoda; Insecta; Lepidoptera; Nymphalidae. The transcript is spliced from 28 exons. Gene Ontology annotation, molecular function: protein binding. The record is from RefSeq and is a predicted model, not a curated record.
CAGUGGCAAUGUGGACGUCGCAUUACCUCGCCCCGCACAUGUGCCGAUUGCGCUGACAUUUACGUAGUGAGCCUCGUGCCGCCGCAUAGACGAGCGUCUGUACACGCCUUUAAAUACAAAUUCGAAAUUCGAACGCAAAUUAUUUUUUUUCGCGACACAGUUAAGGUGCUUUUUAUGUCCGGAUCUCGUAUGUAACAGUGUGUUUUUUUUUUUAAUUAAAAAAAGUUAAAAGUUCUAAGUUUUUUUUAAAUGAAAAUUGUUGGAAGUGGAUGCUUGACUUUUCCCGGGAUUGCUAUAGCAACGGAUGACGUCAAGUAACAAGUUCAGGGGCGGUUGGUGCAUUUUGGUUCAAUAAUCAUCCCUCGUGCUGCUUUGUUCCCGUCUCGUUUUUGUUUACGUUUCGGAUAAAAAGGGGCUGACCGAGCGGCGAGCGGCCCGAAUGCUGUUUUAUGGGGAAGUGCACUUACAGCAGUCAUGAGUUUGAUGGCGGUAGUCAAGUUCGGAUACACCAUAGUGGUGGUAUCCUUCCUGUUAAUGAUAUGGGCCUCCCUCGCAAGGGCGUUAGAAUUACACGUAGACACAGGUCAUCCACCAUGCCUGUUCCAAGCACUCUGCACUUGCUCCAAACCAGCUGGUGACCUCGGCAUCGUGACCUGCAAGUACGUGCCCAUCCUGCGAGUGCCAGCUGCAGUCAACAGCUCCAAGGUGUUUACGCUGCAACUCACUGGGAACAAGAUAAGAGAUCUAGAGCCUCAGUUCUUUCAGGCUACCGGUUUAUACAGGCUAGCAAUAAAUCAAAACCCACUGGAGAACAUCCAUGAAGAAGCAUUUUACGGACUCGACAACACGCUUUGGGAGUUGGAACUGAAGCAAGACAGACUGACGGAGGUGCCGAGCCGUGCUCUGCGAUACCUUCAGAAGUUGCGGCUGCUUGAUUUAACAGGAAAUGAAAUAACAGAUGUAACAGGGGACAACUGGCUAGGUCUAGAGAAUACCUUACAAACACUCAUCCUAGCUGACAACUCGAUAGCCAGUCUACCCCUCGAUGCGUUCUCUGGACUACCGAUGCUUGAAACAUUGGACUUACAUGGGAACCAUUUAUCUGUGAUCGACAGUGGGGUCUUUAGAGAUGGUAUGAGCAGACUGAGCAAGCUUCUCCUUGGAGACAAUCAGCUCACAUUGAUUCCUUACGAGGAGCUAUCCCCGCUGCGACUGUUACGUGUUUUGGAUCUUUCCAACAAUCUUAUCAAGCAAAUACCUCCAGCUCACGACUUGAAUGGUGUCAAACUGUCACUGGAUCUUUUGAAAUUGGAUGAGAACAAUAUAAGGGUUAUACUACCGGGCUCUUUUAAGCAUUUCAACGUUCUGAACACAACAACCCUGGAUGGAAAUCCAAUAUACUCGAUCAGAGAAGACGCGUUCCGCAAUGCAAAGAUCAAAACGUUAUCCCUCCGGGACUGCGGCAUCUCAGAUCUAUCUCCAGCAUCCUUCGCCGGCCUCGAGAAUAGCCUGCAAUAUCUAGAUCUUUCGGAGAAUAACUUGACAAUGAUUUCCAAAUUCAUGCUGAACAAAUUGGAUUCGUUGCGGUUCUUGAACCUGAGAGAGAAUAAGGUGGACACCAACUUAUUAGCAACGAACAGCCCACCAGAACAGUAUCAAUCACCAGCAGUUAAUCAUUUUCAAUACAAACUAUUCUUUUUGGACAUCAGCGGAUCUUCUUCUUUGGAAAUGAGCUUGCAAGACGUUCGGAGAAACCAGUCAGACAUUGAAUUUUGCCGCUAUCAAAGCAAGAUGCGCUCGCUUCGAUCCUUAUCAGUCAGUAAAUUAAUAAGACGAAGUAUAACUUCAGAAGAUUUUCUUGAAUUUGGUGUAGAUUUGGAAGAUCUAAGAAUCAUCGGGAGCACGGUCAAUCGAAUUGAAGCCAGUGCUUUUCAACACGUUCGUACGAUAAAAACGUUAGAACUCUCAGAAAACAAUAUCGAAUACAUUGAUCCAUAUGCAUUUGCUGAGUUACACAGCUUAACCACGUUAAAAAUGGCAAAUGGUUUGGCAGAUACAGUAAAAAUAUUACCAUUUGAACCAUUAAAAGCUCUAAUAGAGUUACAAAAUCUAGACAUGAGCAAUAACAAAUUAAAAAAUGUACCUGAUACUUCAUUCCACUUUUUGUAUAAAUUAAAAACUCUUAAUUUGCAAGACAACUUUAUUGAACACUUUUCCAAAGGAACUUUACAGACUGACAUACAUAAAGAGCUAGAAAGUGUGUGCCUGUCGUUAAAUCAAAUGCAAAGGAUUGACAUGCAUACUUUCGUGAACUUAAGAGAGCUGCAGGAAAUUUUGAUAGAGGACAAUUUGAUAGAAACUGUUCACAGAAGAUCAUUUACAAGUUUGGAUAAUUUGAAAGUAAUCAGGUUGAGAGGAAAUAUUAUUUCUGAAAUUAGCGAAGAGGCAUUUCAGAAUUUACCAGCUUUGAAAGAAUUGGAUAUUUCGUUUAACCAGUUAGAGACCUUUAAAUUCUCUAUAUUUGACCAAGUGGGAUCUGCUACGGCAUUGAAAGUCAACGUUUCGUACAACAGAAUAAUUGCACUGGCGGAUUCAAAUGCUCCCAGCUUUUAUUCGUCGAACUUCUACCCUCCACCUAAAGCGCAGAGAUUAGUAUCUGAGGAUCCCAGUCCUCUACGUAUAGAAAGAGGUCUCGGUACUGUGUCAGUUAAUAUUAGAGUCAUGGAUUUAUCACAUAACAACAUUUCUUACAUUGCACCUUACUACUUCAGACACGCAGAUUUAACCUUGUCAGAACUCUACUUGUCUCAUAAUUUGAUUAGAAACAUUACAAGGGAAGUUUUCGGCUCUAUGCUUAUGUUGCAAUACUUGGACUUGUCACAUAACCAAAUAUAUCAUAUGGAAUAUGAUUGUUUUAAGAAAGUGAGGAAUUUACAGAUUAUAGACCUAUCGCAUAAUUAUUUAAUCGAAAUGCCGGUAGAGGUAUUUCAUGACAUGCAUGGAUUGACUUCGGUAGAUCUUUCUGAUAAUAACAUAAGAAAUAUUGCGGAUAAUCUCAUUAUUUCACCGGCUUUAGAAAGGUUAGAUCUUUCUGAAAACGAACUGUCAAGAAUACCGACUAAUUGUCUAUCCCCUGCAGCGGCCAUUAAUUUGGUUGAACUAGACCUUAGUGGGAAUCAUAUACCAGCCGUGGCUAUUGCAGAUCUGGUCCAAAGAUUUAGACACGACUCGGGCGACUACUGGCCGGAGGAGCCCGACUACAGCGACGAAUACAUGUACCACACGGCUAGGCGAGAUCACACCAGGGUGUUCCACCAAAAAAAGCAAUACCCGCAGAAUAUAUUGUUUAAGUCUUUGGCCUGGUUGGAUCUCUCCGACAAUCAUUUGGUGCGAGUGGAAAGCGGUUCAUUUGCAGCAUUGCCUAGACUGCGCUGGUUGGAUCUAGGCAUGAAUACACCUUUCCAAAACGGUGAAAGAGGUGGAAGUAUCUUCAAAGGACUGGAAAGAAGGUUGUCACAUUUAGGCCUUAAGAACGUCAGUUUAACCAAUGUGCCAUCGAUGCCAUUACCGAAGCUAAAAAGUUUGGAUUUAUCAUACAAUAAUCUGCCAUCAGUCCCAACGGACAUAACAGCAAACUUAACUCGUCUUCGAGCCCUGGACCUCUCAUACAAUGAUUUGACAACCGUGCCUGUGGCAACUCACUCUUUAAGUGACCUCCGUUGGCUGUCUUUAUCUGGUAACCCUAUACCAGCUCUUAUGAACACGAGUAUGUAUGGAGUAUCACCACGCCUGGAAUAUCUUGACGUUACCCAUUUACGGUUAAAUAUUCUGGAGCAUGGCGUUUUCAGCAAAAUGUAUGGACUAAGAACCUUAAAAAUUUCUGUCAAUGGAAACAUCAGGGAUUUCAAUAUUCCCAGAAUCCUAACACAUAACUACGCUUUAGAAAAUCUAUACAUACAAGUGUCUAACAACCAAAUAGAUCUUGGCAAAGAAAUGAUUGGACAAUUGCCUUCCAAGCUGAACAAUAUUACCAUAACUGGAAAGGCUUUGAAGUUUCUUUCACAACAUGUUUUAAGCGGUGUCAUGUCCCAAACGAUGACGCUGACAAUUUUCAACACAAGCAUCGAGGAAAUUGAAGGCGAGAUAUUCUGGAGACCAGGUCGCAUUGAGAAUUUAACCCUGGACUUGAGAGACAAUUUAAUCACGAGAGCACCUAACCCUGCUAGAAAUGAAUGGCCUGGUGUUCCCAAUUCAGUGUUCCUGCAUGAUAUAUUUGUUGCGGGCAACCCUCUUUAUUGUGAUUGUCGUAUUGGGUGGAUUCAAGCGUGGGAUCGUAAGCGAAGACAAUAUCUAUGCGAGAGCCCAUCAGAAUGUGUAGCGACGAGAGAUGAUGUCCGUUUUGCAAAAUGCCCUUCACAUUACAACAGGACCUUUAGUGAUGUAAUUGCAAAAGAUCUAGAUUGCAGUUGGAGCAAAGGAUUUUGGGGAUCUCCUAACUUCUACGUUGUUAUACUAACGGCAGUUUUGACGUGCCUCUAUAUUUGAGGGUUAUUUUGGCUGUUUCGAAUCUCAGAAGAAUUUCACAUUGUUAUAGCAAAGGUGUAUGAAAGUAAUUAGACUUUGAAGUGUAACACAAGCAAGUAAAAUGAUUUUUAACUAAACCUGAUAAAUAAGAUCCAAAUUGUCAUCUCAAGUAAAAUAAAGUGAUUUCGAACAACUGCGGGGCGUCUAAGAGGACAUUUGAUUGAUAAAGAUUACAAAAUUAAUUUAACUAUAAUAUAAAGUAAGUCAAGUAAAGUUAAGUUUAGUUAAAAAUCUGCUUGAUAAAGAAAAUACUAAAGAAACAUGAGUGAGAUGGUGUAGUGAUAUCUCAUCAACUGCUUAUACUGUACCUGUCAAGUGGCCUACUCAGUAAUUUUGGGACGAUACUGAAUAGCCAAAUCCUAGUUAGUGUAGUGAUUUUGGAGGUAUUUGCUGUAAAGGUCGACUGUGAACUACGGAAGAUAUUCGUGUACGUUGCUACAAAAAGAGAGACUUGAUUGCAUAAAAUCACGUGGAAGUCUACUAAAUUGUGAUUUAUCAAUAUUCUGAAAGCGAUGUGUGAUCUCAAUGAAUUGUUUUACAAAGUUACCGUUUAAUAACAAAAAUUGGAUUAAUUUGUUUAAGUACCUUAUAGCUUCCCCACGGAGUAGCAAUAAAAUAGAUUAAAUUAUCAUUUUACUUAUUUAUGUAUUAAGGUUUUAAUUAUAUUUUACGUAUAAUCUUGCAAUUAAUAUGUGUAAUGUUUUAUACAAUGUAAGUAAAAUGAAGUAAGCAUUGUGAGUGAAGUGCACUUAAUGUGAUCUUACAGUCGCAAUUUGAACUUACAAGUUCACUAAAAGCAAUGACUUUCAUUAAAUUGUCUGAAUAGACUGCAUUCGCUCGAAUGACAUGUGUUCGUCCAUUGUUAAGAUUAAUAUUAUUUAUAUGUGUUUGUGUAUUAGAAUAAUCAUCACUCAUUAUUUCACCUAAAUUGUCAUUGGAUGUGAUUUUAUUUCUUAUUUAGUAGCUAACUUUGUUAAAACCAGACAUUGUGGCUAACGAUACUGUACACAAUCUCUUAACUAAAGUGACAGAUCAUGUGGAAAAACAUAGCAUUAGAUUUAGAACUGUCAAUUCAGUUUAGAGAUUAUAUUGUAAAACACAUUUAGCCUCAUUAUAAUUGUAGCUAUUUAAAGAGAAGUCCUUUUAUCUCAUCGUCAAACAUAAUAUUAUUUCAUAAAAUACGUAAACAUAAAUCUUUACCUAUACACUUUAUUGACAAAUUGUACUUUUACGCAGAGUUUAUCUUGAAUAAAAUUGCUUUUAACGUGUACGCUCUUUUUGAUUGUUUCUAUUUCAAAGUCUAUCUGGUUAUCUCUUUUGAAAAUAUUUUAUCAUCUAGGUAUGUUUCUACUUUAGUAGCUAUUAAUAUAAUGGAUAUUAUACAAAUCAUGCUGUAAUAUAUGUCAUUAAUUAGGAUUAUACUGACUGAAUUUGACUACUCCAGUUAUAAUACAUGUAUUUAGUGCUUAGUAACGUGGUUUUCGAUAUUUGUGACCACAUAUUAGUGUUUAAUAAUGAAACUUAAUUAUAUUUUCCUUUUGGUUAUGUUUUACGUCACUCAAAACAAUUUAAUAUCCUUACACAUUAUUAGUUUUUCAAUACAUUUUUGUCUCUAGCUAAAUGCAUGUUAGUCAGUAGCUUGAUUAAACUCUAAUAAAAUGGGUGAAUAAAUGGAAUACCUCUUUUCCAGUGGUCCAUAAUGAAUGGUGUCAGGCCUACAUGUUGAAUUUUGUUUUCAAUACCAUCAUAAAGCAUUGUUACAUUGUUUCAUGCAUUCAAAAUGUGCUUAAAUUUAAUGAAAUAUUACUUAUAAUAUUUACACAUUAGCAGUUAGUCUUAUGUUUUAGAUUUCAACAACAACAGAUCUAAUAUCUAAAUAAUUUGUAUCAUCGAUUGAUGCCUUUAUUAAAAAAUAUAUAAUUAUAUGAUUAGCAAUUACUAUUCUGGGCAAGAUUAUUUCGUAUGAAGUAUUCGUUUGUUUGCCAAACAGAAAUUAAUUGUAUUGCUGAUUGUGGUAAUGAAAACAAAACGUUAUCGUUUGUUGUGACAAUGAAUAUAUUUUGUGAUAUAACUUUAAUCCUUCUAUUUUUGAUAAGCCUACAAUGAAUAUUGCUAAUCUUUAUGGGAAUUGUAUAGCAGGAGAUAAAAUGGUUACUAAAAUAUAGUGGAUACAGCUUUUAAGAUUUUAGAUUCCUGAAUAGCAUGUCAAUUUUAUUGAAAUUGCCGAUUUGCUAAUUACAAAAAUCUUUAAAGAUAGGUACUUCAGUAACUGACUUUUACUAAACCAAAAAGUCAUAUGAAAGUUAAAAAUACAAUCAUAAAUUACAAUAUAAAUACAAAAGUAUUAAAUAAUGUUCGUAGGCGUACCUCAUUACUUCAACAAAUGAAUAAAAGUAAAAUUAAAUUCAGUGUUUGAGCUUAUAUAUAAAUAAGACAAUUUUGAAUCCAUUUACGUACAUAUGUGUAACAUUAUUAUUUUAGUUUUUAACUUACAAACAAACUCGGCAAUUUCAAGUAAUAUUACCUAGUUAGUAAUGGUUGCAACCAUGUACCAAAAAGUUCUAAUUUCUUAUCUAGUAUAGAAUUUAUUUCUCUUCAUUGAUACUUAUUCGUUUAAAGUAAGGCUUUAAUAUAAUUAAUUGUUUGAACAUGUUAUUUUAUAAGUUACGGUUUUUAUUUGAUUUUUCUUCGACACCAAGCUAUAUACUUGUUUAAAAUUUAAUUUGUUGUGAAGUAUAGAAUAUAUACUUUCGAUAUUUCCAUAUUAUUUUCAUACGCAAGAUCCGAAUGUGAUAGUAAUUAGCUAGUGCCAAUAAAUAGUUUAAAGUAAAUAAUGAAAUUUAAUAAUUUUAAAAUAUUUAAAAAUUACCACUAUAUUCUUUAUCAAAUACUCGGGAAAAAUAUUAUUUUUUCGAUAAAAACUGUCCGAGCAUUUUGUAUUUAAUCAUCUUGAAUGAGCUAAAUAAACACUAAUAUUAUAUUCUAAUAUAGUGGACUAUUAUUUGAUGAAUCAAGUGAAUACAUUUGGUAAAAUGGUACCAAAAUUUUUCAUGUUGCAAAACUGAACAAAAUCAGAAAACAGUUGAAGAGAAAAAAAAUUGCUAGCCGAAACAAAACAUCUAGUAAAAUAACUCAUCAACAAAACUGGGAUUAAAUACUUGAAGAUAUCAAUGAUAUGUACUUAAAUUUUAUCAUGUUUCAAAACUAUUGAUGCAUUUACAAAAAUGUUCAGGAAAAAUAAUAGCCACCCAAAAUAAAAUUCUAAAAAGUAAUGACUUGAGUCAUAUCAUAAAGAAAACUGAGAUAAAAUCUUCAAAUAUACCAGUGAUACUAGUUUUUCUUCGUGUAAUGAAAAAAUAGAUGGCCACUAAUGUAAUCCACUUACUUUUAAGAUGACGUAAUUAAAAAUACUUCUUAUAAUGCUUUACAUUUCUGCACUUCACAAACGCUAAAAGGUGCUUAACCAUUAAAGAGGAUCCAAAAAUAUGUUUUUGUGUUUUGUGUUUGAGAGAUAAAGCGUCUUGUUUUUUGGAGGCGGUAUUUCAAAAUUGUAUAUCAUGAUGUUUAUUAAAUGCUCGAGUUCCUAUCGAAAAAAUAAUAACUGAAUCUAUUACUUAUUAUUUAUUUAUUUAUAAUGCCUAUGAAUGUUGUAAAUAUUGAAGCUACCGAUGGAUAUUAGUCUCGAUGUGUCGAUGGGUUUGUCGUAAAUGUACCUUGAAAAGGAUUAGGGCAAGGAUUGUAAUGUCUUCACUACUUAAAACAACUUUUUAAAUAGUGUGAAUUUAAAAGUAAUCAUUGAAUUAUUAGCAUAUAAAUAAAUUAUUGAGUUAAUA